Molecule: messenger RNA, 2536 nt
Organism: Oenanthe melanoleuca
Lineage: Eukaryota; Metazoa; Chordata; Aves; Passeriformes; Muscicapidae
Gene: SLC39A12
Product: solute carrier family 39 member 12
Exons: 12
Coding region: 167-2167 (666 amino acids)
Biological process (GO): intracellular zinc ion homeostasis; zinc ion import across plasma membrane
Cellular component (GO): membrane
Molecular function (GO): zinc ion transmembrane transporter activity
Source: RefSeq, a predicted model, not a curated record
AUUGGACUUCCAGCAGCUAAAUACUUCUGAGGAUUCAGAAGGCCACAAAGCUAGAUACACAAGCACACUUUUUCCCUUCAAAAGAUUCUUCAAGUUUCCAGUUUAAGCUGUGAAGUGCAAACAACAAUCCAACAUUCAGUGCAGAUCAGGCACUGCAGAAGAGGAGAUGUGUUUUCUGACCAGGCAUCCAGCUCUUGGGGUGGUAUGUUCUGCUUUCAUAUUCAGCCUGCUCAUUGCUGAAGGCCAGCCUGGGGAAGAGCAUGGGCAGGAUGGCAGCAAUCCUCCCAGCAGAGGCUCUCUGGUGGAAGUUUUACGCAUUCUCUCAGCUGAAAACACUGAGCUCCACAUGAACCACUCACGAGAACUGGUCAAGGUGUUACUGGAGAGAGCUGAGUGCCCACAGCGGAUUUAUGGCAUGCAAGAGGAUUGUAAUCUGUGCCUUGAACCAGAUGCUUUGUUAAUAAUAGCUGGAGGACAUUUAGAAGACCAUCUCAGUGAAGAAGUAUUUGAGAGAAUUUCUCUUAUUCUUCUCUACUACAUUCUUCAUCGUAGAGAUAUGUGUUCUUCAGAAUUCAGCUUGAAUGAUAAGGAUUAUAAAUUUUACCUACAGAGUAUGCUUAGUUUAAGACAUGAUGAAGACUGUUAUUAUUUUUCACGGAAUGAAACUGAAGAUAUUUUAGCUGCAGUAAGGCAGCAUUUUAAAACUUCUGAAAACCAGUGUGUUGAUGUGAGCACUCUGGAGAAAAAUGCUGAUAUAAUGGACAGAGAUGGUGCUGAUGAAAACACUCUUCCACGCCUGGCUGCUUUAAUCCUUACUCUGGCUCUACAAGGAGUCUGUAUGGGGAAAGCAAGUUUGCCUUCCCCAGAUUUCUUUAUAAAAUAUAUUUUCAGUUCUCUAAAUAGUACCACUGAGCUACAAGUGACAGAACUAGAACAACUACUAAAUGUGCUUACAGCCAAAAAGACCUGCACUGUAAAUGGACAAUUUCACAGUCACAAAAGAAGACGUUACAGUUUGGCAAUCAGAGAUACUGGAAGAAGAAAUACUCCAGUCAAAGGAAAUCGUACAAAGGGAGACUAUCUGAAAGGCUAUUUUGAAGAUGGUGAAAGGAACACAGAUUGGGACCAGGUUUGUUUCUCUGCCAAUGAACUUGUGAAGAUAUUUUUGAAAAACAGUUCUUCCUCCAUUUCUAAGGACCACUUCAAGCAAAUCAGUCCAGCUAUCAUUCAACAAAUUUUAAGUUGUUCAUGUCAGCUUCCUGACUUCAAGCAGGCAAAGCUACCACCAACAACUGUGGAAAAAUAUGGUUACAGCACUGUUGCUGUUUUACUUAUUACUAUUGGAUCUAUGUUUGGUACAACUCUCAUUUUAUUUAACUCCUGUCAAGAAAUCUAUACACUCAUUUUACAGCUGUUUGUUGGCUUGGCUGUUGGAACCCUUUCUGGAGAUGCAUUGCUACAUCUUAUUCCUCAGACUCUUGGUUUGCAUAAACAUGAAGCACAAGACAUAGAGCAUUUCUAUGAGGGAAAAGAAUAUAUUUGGAAGCUUUUGGGCAUAAUUGGAGGAAUUCAUGGAUUUUUUCUCAUAGAAAAGUGUUUUUUUCUUUUGGUAACACCUCAUGACCAGAGAAGCCCAGAAGAUUCUGAACCUGCUGAAGUUCCUCCAGAGAGCAAGGUGAUCAGCAAAAAAAGUAAAAAAAUCAGCUUGUUAGCAAUAAUGGUUCUGGUGGGUGACAGUCUUCACAAUUUUGCUGAUGGCUUGGUAAUAGGAGCAGCAUUCUCAUCCUCAACAGAAGCAGGUGUGACAACGACUGUUGCUAUUUUAUGCCAUGAAAUUCCUCAUGAAAUGGGAGAUUUUGCUGUGCUGCUAAGUACAGGGCUCCCCACGAAGACUGCAAUUUUGAUGAAUUUUAUAAGUGCACUAACAGCAUUCUUAGGACUUUAUAUUGGCCUUUCUCUGUCAACUGACCCAUCCAUUCAAAACUGGAUCUUUACUAUUACAGCUGGAAUGUUCUUGUAUUUGUCUUUAGCAGAAAUGCUUCCUGAAAUGACUCACAUUCAGACACGGCGACCCUGGUUGAUGUUUCUCCUACAGAACCUUGGAUUACUAUUAGGCUGGCUUUGCCUCUUACUUUUGGCUGUAUUUGAACAGAAAAUUAAAAUAUAAGUUUUCUGUUGGAAAUCUCAAAGUACCACUUAUGACAGUGGAUAGCAUUAUUCACAAUUUUGUCAUGUCUGCCAUAGUGAUAUAUAAAUUAAGUUGCUGGGAUUUUAUAUCUGAAUAGUAGAUAACUAUUUUACUUUAUUAACUUAUUGUUCAGAUUUUUGUAAUUAUUUUUUUGUAAACAUGAAUGUUUAGAAUUAUGUUUUAUUUGUUUCUGAGUUUACCAGAUCCCAUGCUCAAACUCACAGGAGCUUUUAAUUAGUUUUUAUUGAGACUGUUCUAGUUGAAUGCUCUAAGUGAUCUCUGCCAGUCUGAUUGAAGAAAAUAAUAAAACACUUUUAUAUGCAAUAAUUAAAGUGGACUAACCAUAGU